UCCAAAGCGAGCCAGCCGGUGCGAUCGUGGCGCUGACGGAGUGGAGCAGUGAGAGCCGCAUGCAAAUGAACACCACCUCCGUGUUGCUGUCACCUGAGGAUCUAGCGGGGCGAAUUCACUGUCCCGUCCAACUCAACAGCGAGCUGACCUUAAACGUCUUGUGCGGAGAUUAAAAAAGGUUGAACUGCACUACUUUGGAGAAAUCGCUGCCCGCUAAUCGCUGCCGUGUGGCGCCGCCGUUUCUCGCUACAACACGAAGAAUGCCUCUCUGCCGACCCCUGCUGACCAUGCGGAGUGUAUGUGCGGUGGUCCUGGCACUCGCCGCUGUGGCCCUCAGCUCAGCGGACUCAGACAUGCACAGACCGAGACAAGACUCCAACCUGGAGAUCUACAAGCGGCUGUUUGAGACCAAGAGGAAAGAUCAGCUGAACGCGCUCAAGAAUCUGGUAGAGCUGAACGACAUCAAUCAGCAGUACAAGAUCAUAGACAUCAUGCUCAAGGGACUCUUCAAGGUGUUGGAGGACUCGAGACAAAUCCUUGUUGCAGCCAACAUGCAGCCGGAUGACCCUUUCCCAAUGGACGAUAAGAUCAAAGAAGCUUAUUCCCAUGUGGUGGAGAAUACAGCAUUUUUUGGCGAUGUGGCGUUGCGUUUCCCCCGUAUUGUCCACCACUACUACGACCGGAACCCUGACUGGGGCGGUCUGCUGCGCUGGGGGCUGAAAUUCUGUAACCAGACAGGGGUUUUCACAGGAGGAGCCCACCAACAUGUCCUCACACUCAUGUCACAGGAGCUGGGAAUAACAGAGAAAGCCCCAGACUUUACAAACCCGUACCGCACAGAGAGAGAUGAUGUGCUUCACACUGCCGAGGCUUUCCAGAAGAUCCUGAGGGAGGAGGAGAAGAGGAGGAGGAAAGAAGAGAAGAGGAAAGAAAUCAGGAAAGGCCCUCGCAUCUCCCGCUCCCGCACCGAGCUAUAGCGCUGCACCUCAGUGCUUGUGGAGAGCAGAGAAGAGGAGACGAAGACGAAGGAGCAUACGCACAGUCCACAAGGGGUGGCUUGACUUGUAGACUCUGAUGACAGUGAAGGAAAUAAAAGCUGUCAUUACUUGUAUAAAAGCCAGGUGCUCUAUUGAAAACAAGAGAGGGACCUUCAAAGUGACACAAAAAAGUAAAGUGGAGCUUAGUCAGUUUCUGACUAAGACCUGAUUUGCUGUACAUCUACAGUGAUUUAUAAUUGGAAAAUCUAACGUUGUAUAAGAGGUAAAAGACGUCUCUGGAACAGGAGUUGAUAAGGGAAACUAAUUUUUGAUAACUUGAGGAUUAUAUAACUGUACUUUGGAAUAUAAUUAAUUUUAGUAUAAUAAAUUUGCUUCAGACUUUGCAAAACCCCACUGUAUUGUGUCUGGUCUAGAGUUAAUGUGUCCAAAACCCAUAUGCUUCACUGUGUGGUUGCCAAAUAUAAAAUUGACCUCACCUCAUUAAAUUUGGCCUAUUUCUGGUUAGUUUAAGCUUGAAUUGAUGAAGGAAUAUCAUUUUAUUUAGGUUAAUUUCUUUUCUUUGAACUAGGAUUUGUUGGUGAGUUUCUAGAGGGAUGUUUGUGAUUAGGUAGAUUUACAUUCUCAUUGCUACUCAAAGUUUUAAGGAUGCGUUUUGUUUUGUUUGCCUCAAGGACAGUAUAAUGGAAUUAUAUUCUUAUUUUUUCACCAUCAGAGGGGAUCAUCAGUUAAUUUUCCUUUUACAUAUUUUGCAUAUACCAUUAGUCAUUACUUUUACACCAAUCCCUGUUGUUGUUUCACUUUAAUGACCCUUAAUUAAUAAGAAUUAUUUUAUCUUGGAAAAAUCUGUCAACCAGAACCCUUCAUCUUGCAGCCCUGCACCUGUUUCUGUGUUAAUCAUUAUUAUUUUUAUUUUAUUUUUUGCCUUUUUAUAUUUGCUGGAAAUUGACAUAUUUUAAUGGUUUAGAUCUAUGGAAUUUAGAUUGAUGUAAUUUUGAAAUAGUAUUACGACUGUUAUAAAACUAUAUGUAUAUUCAGAGAAAGAAUAUCAUUGCUGCAGAAUGAACAAGCCAUUUUGUUAACAAAUUUAAUGAAAUAAAGUGACUGAUAUGUACAAAAAAAAAAA
Molecule: messenger RNA, 2121 nt
Organism: Siniperca chuatsi (mandarin fish)
Lineage: Eukaryota; Metazoa; Chordata; Actinopteri; Centrarchiformes; Sinipercidae
Product: coiled-coil domain-containing protein 134-like
Exons: 7
Coding region: 261-977 (238 amino acids)
Source: RefSeq, a predicted model, not a curated record